AUGUCGCAAACUACAACUACACAGCUGGGCAGCGAAGCCAUCGCUCACCAUCCUCCCCAGAACUACACAUUGCCUCCGGUCCCUGCACUACAUCAUCUGGAUGAUGGGAUCACGAAAAAUGGAACGCAGGACAGCGGUGAUGACCUCGAGUUCCAUGACCUUCCUCCGUUUCCAGACGAUGUACCCACAGCACCACUUCUUCGUCUCAGCUUGAAGAAGCUCAUCGAUCAUGACUCGAACGAAGAAGAGAGAUUAUGGCAGACGUGCCGUGACGUUGGGUUCUUCUACCUUGAUCUCCGGGACGGUGACCAGCCAAGCUCCGCAAAUGGUACACAACACCCUUCCCAAAGCAACAACAGCAACGACAAAUCCGGUCCAACCCCCAACGGCGCCGCCCUCCUCAACCACGCCAACCAGCUCUUUCCCAUCGGAGAGAAAGUCUUCAGCCUGAGUACCGCAGAGAAACAGACGUACGACUUCAAAGACCAGGGUUCUUACUUCGGGUACAAGGGCCUCGGAGCUGGUGUGGUGGAUGCCAAGGGGACGAAAGACGCCAAUGAAUUCUAUAAUGUUUCCAAAGAUGACCUCUUCGGGAUCUCAGAGGUCUUGCCUGCGCCGGAGGUUUUAAAGGGUGAGGAGAGUAGGGAGAUUUUGAGGGGGUUUAUGACCGAGGCGCAUGGGGUUGUGAGGCUUUUGCUUGGUGUGUUGAAUAGGAAGUUGGGGCUGCCGGCUCGCAAAUUGGAGGAUCUGCAUAGGCUUAUGGGUGUUUCGGGAGAUCAGGUCAGAUGGGUCAGAUCUCCUCCUAAACCAGACCAAGAUGCUAAUCAGCUUGCUCUUGGCGAGCACACUGAUUUCGGCUCGGUGACUGUCUUGUUUAAUCGUCUCGGUGGUUUGCAGAUCCUGCCUCCUGGUGGGGAGGAGUGGUGUUAUGUGAAGCCGUUGCAGGGCCAUUGUAUUGUCAACCUCGGUCAGUACUUUACCACAUAUAUUCCACUCGUCGGUCGUUCGAGCUGGCGGUUGCUGACAAUGAAGCUAGGUGACGCGAUGGUCAAAUUCACGUCCGGCGUCCUACGCUCGAAUAUCCACCGCGUUGUCAAUCCACCCGGUCAACAAGCCGAUCAGACGAGGAUGAGUCUUGUGUACUUUGCUCGACCUGAAGACGAAGUUCUACUGAAGCCGCUGGAGGGUAGUGAGAUUAUUGAUGCUAAGCAGAGGGAGAACGGCGGUGCGGGAGACGAUGAGGAAGUGAUCACUUCGAAGGAGUGGAUCAAAAGGAGAGCUUUGGGAAGGAGGACGGGAGGGGACUAUGCCGCUUCCCAUGGUACGGAGGGUGGAAGGAUGAAGGCGUGA
Recurvomyces mirabilis is the source of this 1350-nucleotide messenger RNA. RefSeq lists its product as uncharacterized. The record is from RefSeq and is a predicted model, not a curated record. The transcript is spliced from 2 exons. Lineage: Eukaryota; Fungi; Ascomycota; Dothideomycetes; Mycosphaerellales; Teratosphaeriaceae. Gene Ontology annotation, molecular function: 2-oxoglutarate-dependent dioxygenase activity. The coding region runs from base 1 to 1350 and encodes 449 amino acids.